This is a messenger RNA of Seminavis robusta, 710 nucleotides long. The record is from the annotation of a GenBank genome assembly. NCBI's taxonomy places the organism in Eukaryota, Bacillariophyta, Bacillariophyceae, Naviculales, Naviculaceae.
AAAUCUGCCUCCACCAUUCAAAGUUUCCGAGAUCAUCCCGACCAUGACGACUGCUACAUCAGCUCAACAACUUGGCAAGUUCUUGGCGGCCUUGGCAGCCAAGCAAUCCACUCCAGGUGGAGGUGCUGCCGCCGCUGUGGGGGCAGGAUUAGGGUCUGCAGCUGCAUCCAUGUCGGCUGCCUACACUCAGCGCAAAAAGGACCGAGAAAGUGGUGCCGCCGUCAUGGCAGAGGCACUGGUGGCCAAGUUGGAUUUUGCCAAAGCAUUGCAAGCAGCAGAUGACGAUGCAUCAGCCUAUGCGGAUCUUCAACGAACUUGGAAAGAUACCGAAAUGUCAGCCGAAGAAAAGAAGGCUAUUGAAGCCAGGGCGUUGGCAGUACCAGUAUCUUUGGUGGAGAUGUGUCAUGAUUAUAUUCUGGCCAUUCAAGGAUUCUUGCCGGAUUGCAAUUCCAAUAUUACAUCCGAUGCCAAGGUUGGUAUUCAUCAGUUGGCGGGGGCUGCUCGAGCUGCCUAUCAAACGGUUCUGGUCAAUUCGCCCCCUCAAGAAGAAAAGGAUCGCCUCAAAGCUCUGCUGUUGGAGAUUAGAAAGAUUGAAGAUGAGCUGUUGGAUAUGGUUGCUUAAAGUAUUAAAGUUUUACUAGUUAUAGAACCUCUUCUUUUGGCUCAUGGCGAAUGCCCUUUAUGAAUUAAUGUGUAUAAGGAUUCUUUGC